AUGUUUGAAGAGGUAUCACCGCAAUUUACAUUUGCAGAGAAAGAGAAACAGACCUUAGCGUUCUGGCGUGAAAACGACAUCUUCCAGAAGAGUAUGGAGAUGUACAAGGACGCGCCGCCCUUCGUUUUUUUAGAGGGACCACCGUUUGCAAAUGCACCACCCGGUGUGCAUCACGUCCUCGCGCGCAUCAUGAAAGAUGCAGUGUGCCGCUAUAAGACGAUGACGGGACAUUACGUCCUCCGUAAAGCAGGUUGGGACACCCACGGACUCCCUGUCGAAUAUCAGGUCGAAAAGCAACUCAAUAUUACAAAUAAAGCAGAAUUAGAGGCUUACGGCGUUCAGAACUUUAUCGAAAAGUGUAAGGAAAACGUGUUCCAAUUCGAGCAGGAUUGGCGAGAGAUGACAGAACGCAUCGGAUUCUGGGUCAAUCUGGAUGAAGCCUACAUCACGUUGUCAAACGAUUACAUUGAGAGUGUCUGGUGGGUGCUGCGACAAGCGUGGGAUAAGGAACUGCUAUAUCAGGGGCAUAAGGUGCAGCCGUAUUGUUAUCGGUGUGGCACCACCUUAGCAAGCCACGAAGUCGCGCUCGGUUACCAAGAGGUCGCCGAUCCGUCUAUCUUCGUUCGGUUUCCAUUGAAAAACAGGGAGAACACCUAUCUACUCGUCUGGACGACGACACCAUGGACGCUACCCUCUAACGUCGCUGUCGCUGUCGGCGAGGACUACGACUACGUCGCAGUUGAAGAGCACAACGGGCAACAGCUCAUCCUCGCGAAAGAGUGUAUGCCGAGCCUGUUUGGAGAUGAACCGCCGCAGAUCGUCGAAACCUAUAAGGGUACCGAUCUCCGUGAUUGGGAAUACGAACCACUCUUUGACAGUGGCGAACAUCCGGAAAAAUCCCACUAUGUCGUCACCGGAGAUUUCGUAACAACGACAGAGGGCAGCGGCUUGGUCCACAUUGCUCCCGCCUUCGGGCAAGAUGACUACGACAUCGGACAAAAAUACAACCUACCGUUGGUGCAAUUGGUAGGUGCCGAUGGCAGAUUUGUUUCGGAGGUUAAAGAGUCGUGGGCAGGUGAAUACGUCAAAGAUGCCGACCCACAAAUCAUUGAGAACUUGGACGGGCGCGGAUUGUUGUUCAAAGCAACUGAAUAUACCCACCAAUAUCCGUUCUGUUGGCGAUGCGAUACACCGCUGCUCUACUACGCACGCGAAUCGUGGUUUAUCCGGACGACCGCUAUUCGGGACCAGAUGCACCAGCACAAUCAAGAAAUCAACUGGUAUCCUGAGCAUAUCAAAGACGGACGUUUUGGGAAUUGGUUGGAAAACAAUAUUGACUGGGGUUUGAGUCGUGAACGCUAUUGGGGUACGCCACUGCCGGUCUGGGCGUGUGAUGAUUGCGGACACCAACACUGUGUCGGCAGUAUCGCCGAAUUGAAAUCACUCGGCACGGAUGUACCCGAUGAUAUUGAAUUACACCGUCCGUAUGUGGACGACGUUGUCCUCAACUGCAAGAAAUGCAGCGGCACGAUGCAUCGCGUACAAGAUGUAAUUGACUGCUGGUUCGACUCCGGCUGCGCACACACCGCACAAUGGCACUACCCUUUUGAAAACAAGGAGCUAUUUGAACAGGCUUAUCCAGCAGAUUUCAUCUCCGAAGCCAUCGAUCAGACCCGUGGCUGGUUCUAUAGCCUCUUGGCGACCAGCACACUCCUCUAUGAUAAGCCUGCCUACAAAAAUUGUCUCUGUCUCGAACUUAUCCUCGCCGCCGAUGGACAAAAAAUGAGUAAGAGUCGAGGGAACACGGUGGAUCCGUGGACAAUUUUAGACGAGCAGGGCGCGGAUGCGAUGCGGUGGUAUAUGUUCACGGGAUCGCCACCGUGGGCACAGCGGACUUUCAAAAUUGAUGGCGUUGACGAAGCAUUGAAAAAGUUCAUGGGAACCCUCCAGAACGUCUAUAGCUUCUUCGUGAUGUAUGCCAACUUAGAACAGAUUGAUGUUUUGCAAGAUACACCGCCGGUUGCGGAACGUACCGUUGUAGAUAGGUGGAUCUUGUCUCGUCUCCACACGCUCAUCGACGGCGUGCGUGAUGAGAUGGAGAACUACCAACUCACGAACGCGCCACGUGCGAUUGAGGCGUUUAUGAGGGACCUCAGCAACUGGAUGUCCGUCGCACCCGCGACCGUUUCUGGGGUGCAGAAAGCCGGACCUGAUAAGCAAGCCGAUUAUGCCACGCUUUAUGAGGUACUUGUUACUGUGGUGAAAAUCGCUGCACCAUUCGUCCCAUUUGGCGGAUGA
Molecule: messenger RNA, 2298 nt
Organism: Geodia barretti
Lineage: Eukaryota; Metazoa; Porifera; Demospongiae; Tetractinellida; Geodiidae
Source: the annotation of a GenBank genome assembly